Molecule: messenger RNA, 5627 nt
Organism: Anopheles arabiensis
Lineage: Eukaryota; Metazoa; Arthropoda; Insecta; Diptera; Culicidae
Gene: Axn
Product: axin
Exons: 11
Coding region: 1618-3960 (780 amino acids)
Biological process (GO): negative regulation of canonical Wnt signaling pathway
Source: RefSeq, a predicted model, not a curated record
CAGUAAACGAAAAGAAUGGACCACCCCUUCCCUCGAUCCAAGUCGGUCGUUGCACUUUAUCUUAACCGAGCAAUCGCUGUCACACCGAUCGUAAACAAGAAAAAUCCCCCCUUAAACGUCAUUGGAGGUGGUAUGAUUUUGGACCCCACAUUUAUCGUGUUGUGUAUGUGUGUGCAUGAUUAAUGUUUGCAUCCUUCGCACUUGCGUUGCACUAAUUGUGCGUUGAGUCUGUCGAGGGCAGCAGCAUACGAUUAUCGAACAGCUCACCCCAAAAACCAAGGGGUUAAAACCCUUUUUCGUACCGUGCCACAUUUUCCCGGAAACUUCUGGGCCGCUUCCUUGUCUCUGAGAGAUGUGCGGAGAAGGAAGAGGAGGGUGGAUGGCAAGGAAAACCCGUCGUUUUUUUUCAUCGUCGUCGUCGUCGUCGCUGCGCUGCAUUAUGGAUGCUGGUGGCGCUCUCUGGCCGAUCGAGUCUCGAGGUGCGCGGGUUGCCGUUGCGUCCGAGGCGGAAUGAACACGUGUUUGGAGUGUAAACGGCGCUAUGUUGAAAACUGCUCUACGGUUGUGCAUACGCCACGAUUGGAUGGGAGUUCGGUGACACGACACGUGAAAUUGCACGCAAAUUGCAUCGAUUAACGACGGGGAAUGGAUACGUAGAAGAUAUCGUAGUCAUCGUUCAACAAGUGUUCAGGAAGAAAUAAGAUUCGCCCAACAUGAGACAAUCAGCAGAAGCAGAGUGAUGUGUACGGUUCUUAGUAGCUUUCAAGCAAUAAUCACGUGCCUAGAAAAGUGUGUACUUUCGACCCGCCAGGAACAACCACCGUUGUAGUGUAUCACCAGCUCGGAUGUGAUUUGUUAUCAUUGCCCCGUGGCCCGUGGGUAAUUUAUGGUAAAAGUUUGUUGUUAAUGAAACGUCGUUUAAUCCGUAUAUGUCUCAGGAAUAUGUGUGAAGUGAAGUGAGCGUAGGUUUCAUAGUGGCCAGCAAGUGAUCCAAACCACUCUCUAGCAUCCACCCAUCUAAAUGAUAAACGGUGACAACACGACGUUCGAUGUGCGAGAUUCAUGCACGACAGUGAACAACGAUCGCGUUGUUAAAAAGAAGAGGAAAACGUAACCGUCGAUACAGCUACCAAGUUUGCUCAAGCUGAAGGUGAAAAUUCAACUAUACAAGCUCUGCCACACACCACCAAGACUGCCACGCGGAUUAUCAUCGAUAUUGCCAACCGAUUGUUUGCCCGAAAAAAUACAGAGAGAGUGGGAGAGAGAGAGGGCGAACGACGACUGCUGCCUUUUCAUAUACGACUGAUAACUGAGACUGGAACUUACGUGCCGAUUGUAUCGUGCGGCCAUCGGAUAGAGUACUGUACUGCAGUUCUUAUCGACUUUUUUUUGUUUUGGCACAAGAAAUCGCCCAAGAAAAAACAACACAAAUCAUUAAAACAUUACCGAGCUUGUCGGCAGGCCAUCAGCGCGCAUCGCACAUUGAUUGAGCCAAAGUGGCAAAGACCGCCCUCCCCACUCACCCCCACUCUCCUUCCCAUCCAUCAAACCGGGAUCGAUCGUUGUGGUAGGAUCGAGUUUCGCCGGGGCUAAUCUUCCCAGUGCAGCGCAUUACCGAUGAAUCAGCAGCAGCAGCAGUAUUUCCACCAGAAGUUUGAUGACUUUCACAGCAGUGGACCGAGACCGCCCGUGCCCGGAGAGGAAAGCCGCCGGAAGAUGACGGAAACGUCACAUUCGGAUCGAACCCGGGACGGUUCGCCCCCGGCGUACGUGCGCUGGGCGCAGAAGCUCGCCUACCUGCUGGAGGAUGGCGACGGGGCCGAACUGUUCAAGCGCUACGUGGAGCUGGAGGGCGAGGAACCGUCGAACCGGCUCAAGUUUUACUUCGCCUGCGAGGGCCUCAAGCAGCAAACCGACGCGGACAAGGUGACGCAGCUGAUCGGGGCCAUCUACCGGCGGUUCCUCAAGAAGGCCCAGCCCGGCUCGGAGCUGUACGUGAACGAGUCGCUGCGGAACUUUAUCAAGGCGGGGCUGAAGAAUGAGCUCGAGCUGACGCCGGACAUCUUCGACCAGAUGCAGGCGGACGUGGCGAACAUCAUCGCCGAAACGACCUACCCGCACUUCCUGCAGUCCGACCUGUACCUGCAGUACGUGCAGAACAUGCAGAGCUCGAGCAGCAGCAGCAGCGUGAUCGGCAGCGGCAGCAACUGCAGCCUGGUCGCGGCGGCCUCGGGAGCGCCAUCGGCGGGCGGUGGUGGCGGCGCUGCGCCGGGCUCCUCGACCGCUGGUGGUGCAUCGCAGCAAGGAGGCGGUGGUGGCGCUGCUGCCGGUGGUAGUGGUGGUAGUGCCGGUGCGGGUGCCUCCUGUUCGCUCACCAGCAGUAGCUCGACGUCCGAGCUGUUCCUGCACAGUACGUCCGCGCUGCCAACGGUGCACGAGGAUGCCGAGCUGGCGAAUGCGGACUCGAUCGAGCAGCUGUACGGCGCCACGGGACCGGGCUUGGACAGUCAUAUGGCGCUGGUGGGUCCACCGCUGGUGCCGGCGGCCACCGCCUCCCCGUCCAAGGUUCCGAUGACGCUCACGAAGGACGCACUGAUGGCGACGCAGAAACGCCGGCUGGAAAUGAGACCACCUGGACCACGCGGCUACUCCGUGUACACCGCCUAUGCAUCCUAUAAUCCGGUGUCGCGGCGUGACUCAGAACUGGCCAGUCUGAGCUCCGGCCGUACCGAUUCCGAUACGAUGUCGCUUUCGAGCAUCUCCACCGAUGGUCGGCCACAUUCGCAGCGAAAACAUCACCAUCAUCAUCAUUCGUCGAUAGAGCGAAGAAUGAUGCGUGAAAAUGCCUUAACCAACGAAGAGGUCGAUACGUUUGCGAUAAUUCCACGCACCCACCGGCACACGCAAAAGCAACCGCCGCCAAUGGAGUUUGCCAAGAUUCUGAUCAACAAGCUGGAGUGUGUGGCCCGCGAACAGGAGAAGGAUGAAGUGUUGUGCAAAAAGAUGCAGGAGGCCGAACUGUCCGAUCGAUCGCAGAACAAGGUGCUAGCGGACGCGAUCCGGCAGAAGCUGCAGGUGGACGACGACAACGAUCAGGACAUUCUGGACCAGCACGUGUCGCGGGUGUGGUCCGACCUGACGCCCAGCCGGUCGCCCGGCACGAUGUCACCCUGCCCGCCGAACAUGAUCGGUUCCCGCUCGCGUCGCCAUGAGUUGGCCAGCUUUGGAGGAGCACAAUCAUCGAUGCGGCAUUCGAAAUCAAUGCCGGAAGGACAUCCGCUGAUGGGGCCGCCGAUGCAACCGAUGACCAUGCAAAUGUCGUCCGGUUCGCGCAAGCUGGCCAACAAAUGGCCCUCGGUCAAUACGGACAGCGGUAUCAGCCUGUUCUCGACCGACACGCUCACGAAGCACAGCAGCAGCGGCGGUGGCAGUCGGGGCGAGCUAAGCCUCGGCAGCAGCUCGCGCCCACUGUCGCGCACCAUGCUCUCGGACAUGCACACAGCAACGCUGCUGCAAGAAUCUAGCCGCCGAUUGGAGGACGAAACGCGACGAUCGAAACGCUACCAGUACCCGCAGCAGCCCAGUGCAAUACAGAGCAUGCCCUUACCGCCGGUACCGUCGAUGACGUCGUCGGGCAGUUUCGGUAGCAGCCUUCCGCCGGCCAUGCCGCCACCGCCAAUCCCUGCCAAACCGAGCCAGGCCCCGAACGAGUUUACCAUCGUGGUGUACUCGUUCUGCGACGAGGAGGUCCCAUACCGGAUAAAGAUCCCCGGUACGCAACCGCCAACACUGAAGCAAUUCAAGGACUACCUGCCUAAGAAGGGAAACUAUCGAUUCUUCUUCAAAACGCGCUGCGAGGACCUGGACAAUCCUGUCAUACAGGAGGAGGUGAACAGCGACAGCGAACCCUUGCCACUGUUCGAGGGCAAGGUGAUGGGUACCGUGAAACCAUCGGAAUAAACAACGCCCGUCCGACUACUACUCCCCUUCUGCUCCACGUGCACUGCAAAAGUGUGUCCAGUGUAUUGCGGGUAGUGGCGGUGUUUUGGGGCCAGUUGUGGGUGGUAAGUUAGUCGGCCCAGCGCCCAGACAAUGCUACAGUACGCAGAAGAUAAAAGUGUAAGGCUUCCAUUAGCAUUUAUUUUAGGGUCGUAGCAAAAUGUGUCGACGGGUUCGAACAAAUGGCAAUUCUCAUUUGGGGCACCCGUACAGGCUUCCACAAAAAAAAAAAAAAACAAAUACAAAACAAAAUUGAAACAUAUUAACCACAGGGUCACGGAAGAAAGGCACUGCUAAAGGUAGUAGAGACACGUAUAAAUAAUGCCAAUCGUGCCUUUUUUUAUAAUACAUACACCCACAUUCUUACCAGAUGGCGAAACCACGAAAAAAGAGCAGUCAUAAUUUAGCAGCCAACGUUUGAAUGUUAAAAGCCUUGCUCUUUUCCCUUUUUUCAACUAAUAAUUUUUCGCAAACAAUUGGCAUAUUAAAUUGAUUUUUAGAGUAUCAAAAUAAAAUCUAAAUUGUAUGACUAAUAGAGUGACGCAAAGUGAGUGAUUAAAACGCGCGCGCAAAGCAAAAAACAUCAAACGGCACACGACUGAUUUGACACGAGCAAACGAAAUCAAAUUUGAAUGUAUAUCAGUAUUUUAAAGCGCGUCUAAUACUAUGGUGUUCGGCAAAACGAGGGAGCAAACAACAGGGAAGAAAGUGUAAGGAAAGAAAGGAGAUAGAUAUUUAGACACAUUUUCAACUACAUCACAAAUUGUUCGUCAAAAAAUUAUAGUUUUUCUAAUGAAAAUUAAAACCAUUUAAGUUUGUCGAAUAGAAGAGGCAAUGCUGGUGAUGGCGAGGUGCGGUUGUGGUGGAUAUAAUUUUGGGUUUAUUUAGCAAAAACGGUUAUGCAGCAAACCGGGAAGAGUAGAGACCACCGCUCCUCCAGCAACACUUAAAAUUGUCACACUGUCACACUAUUACAAUCGUUUUUAGUGGUAAACAGGCGAAUAGUAUGACCCCCGGACCCGUUGAAGGUCGUGCAUAGUAGGGUAUAGCCGGAAUAGAGGUAGUUAGUUGUAUUAUGUACAUUGGUUAUUAGGCUCCUCUGUUCGAUUCGUUAUCUUACCCACUAACGUACACAGAUGUACAUAAUUUCGCGCGUUGAAAUGCGUUAGUCACAUACAGUAGUUUCAAUGCGAUGCUGUCGCCAUCACUUCAGGAACCAUUGCAUUCCGCAAUGGAUCUACAUCGAGAUGUGUCUACAAGCGCGUGUCAAACGCCGCCACCACCACCACGACCACCACUUCACCUCUUUAGGUCAGACCGUAGGCCUUACCUUAGUAGCGAGUUAACUGGGAGAGAGUAGUAAAACACAGUGUCCACGAGAGGGCUGAACGAUCGAUUGAACGGAUAAUAAACGGCAUCGAAAACGAUCGAUACGAUAGGGUAAAACAAUUGAACGCGUUAAGUACACAGAGAGAGGAAGAGAGAGAGAAAUGGAAGGAGAUAGAGAGAGAGCUAUAUAUGUAUACAUGCACGUAUGUAUAUUUAUAAGUCUAGUAUGUAUACAUUAAUGCAAUAGAGAAACGAGGAUUAGAUGGUAAAACAAAAUAUAAUUGCUUAUUUAAAAUGAA